AUGAAGAAGACUUAUCACAUCACUCCUGUUUUAAAAAAGUUGCACUGGUUUCCUGUUAAUGACAGAAUACCGUAAAAUUCCGAAAAUAAGCCCCAGGGCUUAUAUUUUUCAAAGGCCCUUUUUGAGGGGUUUAUAUUCGGAGGGGCUUAUCUAAGGAGGGAAAUUUGCGUUUCACAAUCGAUAGGGCUAGCCUUACAGUUGGAAGUAAAUUUAUUGUUUUUCCUUUGUUUUACCUUGUAUUUGAGGGCAAUUUUCCAAGUACAAGCCCCCGGGGGGCUCAUAUUUGGAGGGGCGAGUUAACGGAGGGUUUUUUGCGUUACCGGUUUUGGGGG
Molecule: messenger RNA, 332 nt
Organism: Porites lobata
Lineage: Eukaryota; Metazoa; Cnidaria; Anthozoa; Scleractinia; Poritidae
Source: the annotation of a GenBank genome assembly